AUGGCGCCCGGCAUGGCGGCUCAGAUGGGCGCCACGUGGUCGCCGCUCCAUGCUGCAGGCUUCCACGACCUGUCACCACGGAUCCCCCAGGACAGGACCCUGGGAGAAUUCUCCGAACUUCCUGAGAGCUAUGAGGGCAAUUAUAGGCCUGCCCGGGUUGGACUUGUGCGGGUACUCGAGUCCGGCAAGAUGCGGAAUCCGCUGCAGAUGCAGCAGUCGCAGACAGACUGGGCGGCACGGCGUCCGCUGAGCGCAUCCAAAGCCAACCGAUUGUCGCGCGGGGGGCUACCUUCGA
This is a messenger RNA of Symbiodinium necroappetens, 295 nucleotides long. The record is from the annotation of a GenBank genome assembly. Lineage: Eukaryota; Dinophyceae; Suessiales; Symbiodiniaceae.